AUGGAGAAAGCAGUAGACAGGAUUAGUGACUUGCCAACGCAUCUCAUGGACCAGAUCCUGGUGCGGUUGCCGAUCAAAGAAGCGGUGAGAACAAGCAUCUUGUCGACCAAGUGGAGGUACAAGUGGGCUUCGAUCCCCGAGCUGGUAUUCCAUAAUGAUCUUGAAUGUCAUCCAAUAGAUGGCCGUCGGCUGGUAGAUAUUGUAGAUCAUGUUUUACGGUCUCAUGUGGGCCCAACAGUCAAGUUUGAGGCCUGCCAUGAAGACGUUUAUGACAGCCGCACCAUCAAUCGUUUGAGGAAACUGGAUAGCUUGGAAUUGACCAGUGUUUCCUUGACUCAAGAUGAUAUCGAACUCCUAAUUUCAAGCAGCCCCCGCCUAACAAAAUUGAGAUUGCACCAUUUGAUUGAUGACGUUGAGUGUCUCAACAUCAGUGCCCCAAAUCUCAAAGUCAUUGAUAUUUGGAGCUCUUAUCAAGAUAUAAAUUUCCAAACUCCCAAUUGCUUGUUUUCAGUUGCGUGUUUCUCCGAAGGCCACAUUCCGGAAAAGUUGCCCCAACCAUGCACUCAGUUGAAAUACCUCUCCUUUGCUAUAGACUUUGGUAGUCCGAAGGAGAUUUUAACAGCUUUUUGCCUCUUGAGGAGCUGCCCGAAUCUUGAAGAGGUUGAAUUUAAGGAGGAGUAUGGUUCACGCAAGCCUUUUGAGCAAGUGAAAUUUCUACCCUUUUCGAACACGGGCGGGUUGGAAGCAGAGAUAGGCCUUAUGAAAUUUCUACUCGUGAACUCACCGGGAUUGAAGAGAAUAAAGGUCCAAGUUUCAUACUAUGAAAGAGUGAGAGAGGUGUAUCUGGAGAAGCUGGUUGAACUUCCGCGAGCCUCUCCUCAGGUUCGGAUCAUAUACGAGCAUGACUCCUUGAAGUUCGACCAAGAGUUUGACGACGAAAUACUGCCAGAAGUGGCUUGA
Messenger RNA from Punica granatum (pomegranate), 960 nucleotides. The record is from RefSeq and is a predicted model, not a curated record. Lineage: Eukaryota; Viridiplantae; Streptophyta; Magnoliopsida; Myrtales; Lythraceae.